AAAACGAGCUCCCUUGCAGACCAGCUCUGUUUCGUUCGUCGUUGGUGGAAAGCCGGGGAUCCCACUUCGAAGGCUUCGUGCAAGAGGGGAGAGAGGUAGAGGGAUGACCACGGGCUGCAAGGACCCGCACUCUCUGCGGAGUACGGAGACCCUAGAUAUAGGGAACGGACUCUCCCUCGUUCCGAGGCUGUGCCUACUCCUCUCCUUGUUCCGCACCGACCCUUGCGUGCGGCCUGUCGACGACUGGAAAAUCAAGCGCUCCAUCCUCGAUUUCCUCCGGAGCCCUAGCUCCGCUGGCGUCGCCCUCGACGUCUCGGAGAGCGACAUCGAGGUCAACAGGUGCAAGGAUCUCAAGAAGAGGAAGAGGGACGAGCCCGUCGCGUCGGGCGUGCUGCGCAUCUACGACCUCAGUUCUUUAAAGAAGAAGAUUGCGGCCGCGGAUGAUGGGAGGAGCGAGGAGGAGCUCUACGAGAAGUGGAAGGCCGCGUUGGUCAGUCGGAUGGACGGGAUGGAGCUGAAUCUGGAAGGUACCAAGUUCAGGUUGUCCGUCGAAGUUCCGGCUUCCGAUCGUUUCGAGAGCGUGAAAAAAUCGUGGGAGGAGUUCUAUGGAGGAAAUAAUCCAAGGGGUACGAGGAGAAGGCCGGAUACACUUUUGAUUACGGGAAUCCCAUCCCGUUGGCUUGCAGAGCCACGAGUAUCUUCAAAAGCCUCAACUCUAGUCACACAUACCAUUUUUUCGGUAUUUGGGAAUAUAAGGAACCUUAACAUCACAAGUGAUGAUGACCUGUGUAAGACAAAUGAUACAAAUAGCAGAAUCAUACCAGAUCUUUAUUGUAAGAUUUGGGUUCAGUUUGAAGAUUUUGAGGACUUCUGUAAUGUGCUGAAGGUGUUAUGUGGCCGCUCCCUGCAAAAGUUGGGAACACGCCUUAAAGUGAAUUAUGGAGUGACUUGGGAUAAAGAUGGCCUUUUCCAGAACUUGCAGCACAAGGCACCUGGUCAUGUUCAACAAAGUGGUUCCUCAAGAUUUAUGCCUGUCAACCGGCCAAGGAAUGACGUGCCAUAUCAUUAUUCUCAAUCGAUGCAUUCUGAAUCAGAAUCUGCCCAUCCAAGGAGAUUCCGAGAUUAGUUCGAAGUUGCUGGCUUUGUCUUGCUGCAUACUUGUUUGUGGCAGUGGCGGAAAUGAAAAUUCUACUCUAUUUAUCUCAAUAUCCUGAUAGAAGCAGUUCCAUUGAUUUUGACAAAAAUAUGCGUGUGCUGUUGUCUGCAAGAGGUAAUGGGGAUACAGCUUCCAGCACUGUAGCAGAGUAAAUCAAAUUGAAUAUUAUACUUUGUAUUUGCGACUCUAUGAUUCUUCUGGUUACCUAAGAUCAGUAGUGUGAUCUGUCCCAGGUUUCUGAGCCUCCUUUUAUCCAGACCAUGGAAUUGUAUCUCCCUCUAUUGUUUACUGUAGGUGGGAGCGGUUUUUUUUUUUUUUUUCAAAACGGGUGCAGAAUAGUGAAAGCUUCAAUACGGUUUACCGUUGAUUUCCGUUGUAUGUAACUUGUGUUUAACUAAAAGUAUUUAUUUUACAAUUCAAGAGGUUAGGGCAAGAGAGGAAGGUCAUGAAUUAAAACCUCUUUUAACCCUUAAUAGGGUUUCUGGUUGAUUUCCUCUGACUGAACUUUGUGUUUAUUCAAGAGGUUAGCCCAACA
Nymphaea colorata (pocket water lily) is the source of this 1691-nucleotide messenger RNA. RefSeq lists its product as uncharacterized. Lineage: Eukaryota; Viridiplantae; Streptophyta; Magnoliopsida; Nymphaeales; Nymphaeaceae. The record is from RefSeq and is a predicted model, not a curated record. The transcript is spliced from 5 exons. Bases 104 to 1126 code for a protein of 340 amino acids.